This is a messenger RNA of Grus americana (Whooping crane), 2794 nucleotides long. RefSeq names its product CDC42 effector protein 3 (gene CDC42EP3). The record is from RefSeq and is a predicted model, not a curated record. The coding region runs from base 959 to 1726 and encodes 255 amino acids. The transcript has 2 exons. Lineage: Eukaryota; Metazoa; Chordata; Aves; Gruiformes; Gruidae.
AAUCUACUGUUAGGAACAAGAAAGUGGACUGAGCAGACCAGUAAUUUGUAUGGCAGCUGUUCUGUUCCUGUAUGUCCCUUCCCCGCUUGCAGGGUAUGAUUUUAGUGGGGAGGGAGGCUAUAUUUCUUCUGGUUUUGUCUAUAUGCACCCUCAGGCAUGAUGAAUACCCAUCUCAGUCUCCCGAGUCUUUUAGAUAAGAUCCGCUAAGGUCAACAGCAAAGACAACGAAGUCAUCCAUUUUAUGGCAGAGUGGGCAGUACGACUCUCUUAAAAAUACAUAUUUCUAGUCCCAAAGAAGAAAAGCUACAAUAGCAAGAGCCCAAGUAGGUUAGGAAUCUGUAGGAGUUCCUAAAGGAAUUUGUGAGGACAAAAAUAAAACCCACAUCUCCAAACAAAAGCGAUGAACAAUUAAGUAGCUUAUGCUGCAGACAGCUUUCAGAUUUUAGUCUGAGAGUUAAUUUCACUUCUAGUUGCAGUAGUUAUUUUACCUUGAGACUACAAUGGUCCCUUUACUUUGGCAGAGGAAUAUGCAUUGUAAAUAAGGUAUUUUGUGGCAUGGUAUAACGGUUGAAUUGCUGGGAUAUGCUCUGACAACCUUACAGGAGGAAGAGACAAGAGUAGCAUCUAAUGAAGCAACAACAAAGAAACUGGAAGCUUUUUGAUGUUGUCUUUGGUUUCUUUCAAGUUCUGGAAGUAGCAGGGCAUUUGGUUGCUAACUGACCUGAAACUUGUGCUCCACCUUGGAAAGAUCUGCAGUGGGAGACAUUAACCUUCACAUACCCCACAGUUCUCUGCAUCAGAAGAAAGGGACUUCAUGUGCAAGAGUGGUUCAAGAUGAUGAUGUAACAUUGAUAACGCUGAAGGUCUCCUGAGAAUAACUGACUUUGUAAGAGGCUUCUCCCUCCCCCCUCCCUUUUUUUUUUAAAAAUUACUUCCUGUCUCAGAAACUACAAGCAAGAUGCCAGCCAAGACACCCAUCUACCUGAAAGCUGCUAACAAUAAGAAAGGGAAGAAAUUCAAACUAAGGGAUAUCUUGUCUCCUGAUAUGAUCAGUCCACCACUUGGAGAUUUUCGUCACACCAUACACAUUGGAAAAGAGGGACAACAUGAUGUUUUUGGAGACAUCUCCUUUUUGCAGGGCAACUAUGAGCUAUUGCCUGGAAAUGAAGGAGAAACCAGAGUUAGCCAGUCUGGUGGCCACAAUGAAUUCUUAAGGGCAAACAGCACUUCUGAAUCCAUGUUUACAGAAACUCCAUCACCAGUGCUCAAAAAUGCUAUUUCCCUUCCUGCCAUCGGGGGUUCUCAAGCCCUUACAUUGCCCUUAUUGUCACCAGUGACAUUUAAUUCAAAGCAAGAAUCCAUCAGGUCAUCGAGAAAUCCUAGGCUUAGCUGUGAACCAGUAAUAGAAGAAAAAUUGCAGGAGAAAAGUAAACAGAUGGAGGAUGGAGAAACAUACAAAGAUGACAUAUGGGAGCAAAACGGUGGUUCUUUGCAUUUUACUAAUGGUAGAGACAGUCACUCAUCCAGCUUUUCUGAACGAUGCACUGAUUGGCAAACAGUUGAUUUAUUUGAUGACAGUCAACUUUCAUGUGAACUAACCAAGACAAAGACUAAGUCAGAAGAAUCCCUUUCAGACCUUGCAGGCUCUCUUCUCUCAUUACAACUUGACUUGGGACCUUCACUUUUGGAUGAGGUCCUCAAUGUAAUGGACAAGAAUAAAUCUUAGAACUGGUACUCACUUGUUUCUUUAUAAGUGAUUCACUUAAACAAAAGCAAACAAAAAAACAUAGUUCAAAAGUAGAGACACUUAAAAAUCAGCUGUAUUUGCAGUUGUUUGACGGGUUUUCUAAAAAUAUUCUUAAAAUACUAUUUUUUUACCUAUUGUUUUUCAUGAUUUUUAUUACACUAAAUUCUCAUAGCAGGAAGGUAAAUUUUAAUAACUGUUUUCAGCAAAAAUAAAAUGUUUUUAAGUACCAGUAUUAAUGAUCAGAAAAUUAAGAAACAGUUUCAGGAUGAUACUGAUUGUGACCUUUGGUUAGUUCACUUCUAUGGGCUUCUGAAUAUAUGAGAAUGUCUAAGUGUCAGAAAGGAGACUGAUAUUAAUUAUUCACUUAUAAAUUAUUACAACAUCACUUUACAUGUAGGCCUCUCUCUAGAACCUUGUGUUUGAGGGUUUGAUAGUGUUAUUCUUCAUUUUCCAUAGUACCAUUUCUGUUAUGCCUUCACUGUAACUACUUUUGCAGUCUUAUACUACCGCUCUGUAUUCGGAUGUGAACAGUUUGAAGGCUUUUUCAGCUUGAACACCUGGUCCAGAGUCUCAGCUGCUUUAAAUGAGUAUGCACAAAUUUACACAAGUGGAGGCUUGGGCCUGACAUUGUAUAUGAAAUGAUAUGUUGUAAACAGGUGACACAUGCAAGAUAUUAUGGUUAAAUUAUUUUAAAAGUUGAAAUAUAUUUUUUGUGUGCAUAUUGGCUUUUUACUGCAGAGCCUACACAUACAGUAUGUCAUCAAAAUAGAUGCUUGGUAUUAUUGGUGCUCUUCUGAAAAUUGUAUAUUUGUGUGUUUGAAAAGAAAUAUGUAUUGAUACUCCUUGCUUUUUUUCUUCAUUUAUUGCCACACAUGCUUAAACUUGCAACCGAUUAUUUUAAUUUUUGAAGAAGGCACUGGUUAUUCACAAUGCUUGUGAUGUGUGCUGCAACAGCCAAUGCUUUGGGAAAUGUGGAUCCUUUAAUACAGUACCCUACAUGAAUUGCAUAGAUAUCUUGUGCAAUACAAUAAAAACCCUUUAAAUUGC